Messenger RNA from Musa acuminata subsp. malaccensis (wild Malaysian banana), 4237 nucleotides. The record is from RefSeq and is a predicted model, not a curated record. Lineage: Eukaryota; Viridiplantae; Streptophyta; Magnoliopsida; Zingiberales; Musaceae.
GAACGUGAAUGCUUUGUUACGGCGGUGGGGUUUCGCGCUCCACUCUCUCCUCUCGGUUCCGCGCCCGGCGAGAGCGGCUCCGUCGAUCAAGAAACCCUUCACCCUUCUCCUCCUUCCGGGUCGAUCCGAUUCCAUUUAAAUGGAGAACAUAAAACGAUUGCCAAGAAAUGUUCAUGGAUCCUUGAGAUCCGGUGUUGUCAUGUUUGACUUGCCGAGAGUGGUGGAAGAGCUGGUGAAUAAUAGUUUAGACGCGAAUCCCACUAAGGUUUCUGUCUUUGUUAAUGUCAGAACUUGUUAUAUCAAAAUAGAAGAUGAUGGUUGUGGUAUUACAAGAGAUGAAUUGGUCAUUCUGGGAGAAAAAUAUGCAACAUCGAAGUCUGGUCUUGUGGAUGAUGGAAGAUCUAGCACUCAUGGCUUGGGUUUUAGAGGAGAGGCAUUGCUUUCACUUUCUAAUAUUUCUAUAGUUGAAGUUAGAACGAAAGCCCGAGGGAAGCCAAAUGCAUAUUGCAAGAUUAUAAAGGGAUCAAAGUGCUUAUUUCUUGGCAUUGAUGAUCAGAGGGAAGGUGUGGGUACCACUGUUAUUGUUCGAGAUUUAUUUUACAAUCAACCUGUCAGGAGGAGAUACAUGCAGUCUAGCUCCAAAAAAGUGCUUUAUUGUGUGAAAAAAGUUGUUUUGCGAGCUGCUUUAGUUCACUCACAAGUUUCAUUCAAACUAGUUGAUAUUGAUAGUGAGGAGGAGCUGAUCUGCACAACACCGUCUUCAUCUCCUUUGCCUUUUGUUUCUAAUAUGUUUAGUAAUGAGUUUUCUGAUUCUCUUCACGAAAUAGUUUUCUCUGAUGACAUGCUGAUGCUUUCUGGAUACAUUUCUGGACCAGGUGAUGUUUGCCCUACAAAGGCUCUCCAAUAUCUCUAUGUUAACUUGAGGUUUAUCAGCAAGGGUCCAAUUCAUAAUUUGCUUAAUAAUCUGGCAUCAAGUGUUCUGUGUUCUUUGGCUCUCCAUGCAGUUGACCCCGAGAUCCAAGGUGGAAAGAGACACAAAAUUCAAGCUAAUCCAGCAUUUAUACUUAACCUACACUGCCCUACUUCUCUUUAUGACCUGCAUUUCGAGCCUUCUAAGACAAUUAUUGAAUUCAAGGACUGGGAUACUGUCUUAACUUUCUUUGAACGAGCUGUCAGGCAAUCUUGGCAGCAACAUCUGGCACCAUCGUUGCAAGGAAGUUCCCAGAAAAUUGGUGCACUUAGGAAAAGUGAAGCACAGAAGGAAGAAACUUCCACAAGAGAUCUUGUAAAGAGCUCUAAUAUUACAAAGAGAAGCAGCAAUAAUCAGUUACACCGGAACUCUCUUCAUAUACCGAUGACCACUCCGCUAGAUUUGGCAUCAGAGGAUACUGAUGCUGCUCAAGAUCAAGGAAGAUCAAAGAGAGAUUUGCAUGGAUUUUUUAUGAAUCUUGAACCAUGCCAAACUGACACUGAUUAUUUCGGGGAAUAUAAUUUUCUCCGUUGUUCUGCAAAUGAUACAGUGCAUUUGCUUGGGUCCAGUCCUGAUAACAUGAGUUGUUUAGACAUUGAUCAUUAUGAUAAUGCUGAUGAUUAUUAUUUUGGGGAAUAUAAUUCUCUCCGUUGUUCUGCAAAUGAUGCAGGGCAUUUGCUUGAGUCCAGUCCUGAUCACAUGAGUUGUUUAGACAUUGAUCAUUAUGAGAAUGCUGGUGAUUAUUUUCUGCCGCAAAAUCAUGUUAUUCUGGAUCUUGUACCUCAAUUUGGCAAAAAGCACAAUAUUUUAGGCUCAAAAUGGAAAAACAAGUGUCCGGAAAGAGUUGGAAAUUUGAGUAGGGAAGCAGUUAAGACUACCAAUGCCCUUGAUUUUCAUGGUGUCAUGAUAAAUGACCACGAAGUUGAAUUUUCAUCACCUUUCCUGAAAAAGCUCAGCAAAUCAGGUGCUAGCAGCUGUUCUCUAAUAAAAAAUGAUAACUGUGACUCAGCAUACUACUCAAGAUGCAGUGGUUAUGAUGUUAGGAUUGGUCAGUCAGGAAGCGACCUUUUUCUUCAUGAUAAUAUUGAUCUCAUGGAUGCUGAUUACAGUACUGAGAAUUUAGACACUAGGGAUACAUAUACUCAAGAAUCAUUUGAUGCCUCGAUGCAUUCAAUUGGUGUAAUUAGAAAAUGCCGGACAACUAAGCAUUUAGAUGUAUCAUCAAUUGAUUUGGUUGAUCCUUGUUCUCUUGAUCAAGGUUGUUCAAGUAAAGACAAAAGGCUUGAUAGUUGCCUACAAGAUUGGGAAGCUAGCUCCAGAUGUGGAUCUCCUUACCCAUGCGCAUGGCACGCUAGAUCUCUUAGAACUAUUUUUGAUCCUGCAAAUAGGAGUAUCUCAGAAGAAAAAUUGAUGUCUGUAGAAGGUGAUGGAACUUGGCCUCUUGGAAUAACAAAAGUUAAGGAUGAAUAUCUUAGCCCUACUCAACACUGGUCCACUUGGGAACCUCCCAGCAUGAUAUAUCCAGCGAACAACUUGGAUGAUAAUUGCUCUUUACAUCCCAUAAGUAAUACGGACAUUAGUGACCCUUCAGAUGAGGUGGCCUUUGAAAAUGUUUGCGCAUCUAGUAAGAUUAAUGAUCAAAUAAGCUUGUUUCCUUCAGACAUUUUGGAUAUCAGUGUUACUGAGAAAAUUUUCAACCCCAAAUUGCUCACUAUAGAAAAGGAUAAUGUGGUGGUUGGAAGCCUAUGGAACGAGAAGGAAUUUCAAAGUCAACAAUUGCCUUUAAUCUACAAGGAAAGGUCAAGAAGUCAGUCAGCUCCUCCAUUUUACAAAGGAAAGUCCAAAUUCUCUGUGUUGUGUGGUUGUCUGACUUCUGUAGCUGCAAAGAAUUCUAGUUCUGCAGUCUCCAAAGACUUAUCAGAGGCUGUGUGUUUAUUCGAUAACAUGCUACAACCUAAUGCAUCUCAGCCAUGUUCGCAGCCUGUCCCUUCUGAGGAUUUCCAGCCAUAUAUGAUAGAACCGAGUAAUGAAAAACCAAGUACCUUUGACAAAAGACACUAUGGCCAAGCUGAUGUAAUUGAUGAUGUUCCAGAAUAUUCAGCAUCUGGACUUGCCAAGUGGCGCUUUGGUAUUCCGCAGACUAAAGAGGAUGAAGACAUUUUACACAAGCCUGUGGAACAGACCAAUGAUAUACUUGAUAUAUCUUCUGGGCUUUUACAUAUCUCUGGUGACUCAUUAGUGCCUGAAUUAAUCAAUAAGGACUGCCUUCACAAUGCCAGGGUUCUCUAUCAGGUGGACAAGAAAUUUAUUCCAGUGAUGGCAAAUGGAAGACUGAUGAUCAUUGAUCAGCAUGCAGCAGAUGAACGAAUUCGUGUGGAAGAACUGCGCCAGCAGGUUGUGUCUGGUGAAGGCAGAAGAGUUACUUAUCUGGAAUCAGAGCAGGAGUUGGUUCUUCCUGAAAUGGGAUUUCAGCUGUUACAAAAGUAUUCGGAGAAGAUUCAGAAUUGGGGCUGGAUCUUCAACAUUCGUAGUGCAUCCCAAAAUUUAUUUAACAAGAACUUGAACCUUCUUAGAAGGCAUUCGUCUGGUGUUAUUCUUGUUGCUGUUCCUUGUAUUUUAGGUAUCAAUUUAAAUGACAAAGAUCUACUUGAAUUUAUUCAGCAGCUUGUUGAGACUGAUGGAUCGUCCACUCUUCCGCCUUCUGUUCUUCGUAUUCUUAACUUCAAAGCCUGCAGAGGUGCGAUUAUGUUCGGUGAUUCCUUGUUACCUUCGGAAUGUUCUCUGAUCGUCGAAGAACUGAAAGCGACAUCACUUUGUUUUCAGUGUGCUCAUGGACGGCCGACCACUGUCCCUCUUCUGAAUAUGGCAUCACUCCACGAGCAGCUAGCAAAGCUCAAAGUUGAUCAAGGGGGCUCGAGCGAGACAUGGCACGGACUCAGAGUCCACCGACGUCCGAGCUUCAGACGAGCACAAUUGCUUCUAGACUCCGCCAAAAGGUUUCACAAUGGAUGAUGUAUCAGAAUUAAUGUUUUUCUUCUGUGCAUAGUUAACAAAUACCAGAUGUCGAUAAAUGAUCUUGAAGCCGUGGGAAACCCAUAUGGUGUUGUACGCAUGAACCAUUCAUUUGUAACUGCUGGCGAAGAUGUAGCCGAGGGAAUUCAUUAUGCUGUUGUCCGGGAGAACAUUCAUUUGUAACUACAGAUGAAGAUGUAUCCGUUGAGUUGAUCAUACACCGAAAUCUAAUAAAGUAGUUUACAUUCUCAACUA